Messenger RNA from Arvicola amphibius (Eurasian water vole), 9038 nucleotides. RefSeq names its product kinesin family member 13B (gene Kif13b). Gene Ontology annotation, biological process: microtubule-based movement; regulation of protein localization. Gene Ontology annotation, molecular function: cell adhesion molecule binding; microtubule motor activity; microtubule binding. NCBI's taxonomy places the organism in Eukaryota, Metazoa, Chordata, Mammalia, Rodentia, Cricetidae. The record is from RefSeq and is a predicted model, not a curated record. Gene Ontology annotation, cellular component: adherens junction. The transcript has 40 exons. The coding region runs from base 74 to 5620 and encodes 1848 amino acids.
CGGGUUGGACUUGGAGAGUUUGUUCGGUGGCCGUGGCAGACGGAGGUGCAACGAUAACCCCGGCAGCGGCACGAUGGGCGACUCUAAAGUGAAGGUGGCGGUGCGGGUCCGGCCAAUGAACCGACGAGAAAUUGACUUACAUACCAAAUGUGUGGUGGAUGUUGAAGCAAACAAAGUUAUUCUGAAUCCUGUAAAUACAAACCUUUCCAAAGGAGAUGCCCGGAGCCAGCCGAAGAUAUUUGCAUAUGAUCACUGUUUCUGGUCCAUGGAUGAAUCCGUCGGAGAGAAGUAUGCAGGUCAAGAUGAUGUUUUCAAGUGCCUUGGGGAAAACAUCCUUCAGAAUGCAUUUGAUGGCUACAAUGCCUGUAUCUUUGCCUAUGGGCAGACAGGGUCUGGAAAGUCUUACACCAUGAUGGGCACGGCUGACCAGCCUGGAUUAAUCCCCAGACUCUGCAGUGGACUCUUCGAGCGGACCCAGAAAGAGGAGAGUGAAGAGCAGAGCUUUAAAGUCGAAGUAUCCUACAUGGAGAUUUAUAAUGAGAAAGUUCGAGACCUUCUUGACCCCAAAGGAAGCCGUCAAACUUUGAAAGUGAGAGAGCACAGUGUGUUGGGACCCUACGUGGAUGGACUUUCUAAACUGGCUGUCACAAGCUACAAGGAUAUUGAGUCUCUGAUGUCCGAGGGCAACAAGUCUCGGACAGUUGCUGCGACCAACAUGAAUGAGGAAAGCAGCCGGUCCCAUGCAGUCUUCAAGAUCACCCUGACACACACUCUGUACGAUGUGAAGUCUGGGACAUCUGGAGAGAAAGUGGGCAAGCUGAGCUUAGUGGAUUUAGCUGGCAGUGAACGAGCCACAAAAACUGGAGCUGCGGGCGACAGGCUGAAGGAGGGCAGCAACAUCAACAAGUCUCUCACAACCCUGGGACUGGUUAUCUCGGCCCUAGCUGAUCAGGGCGCUGGCAAAAACAAAAAUAAGUUUGUUCCCUACCGGGACUCAGUUCUCACAUGGCUUCUCAAGGACAGUCUUGGGGGAAAUAGCAAGACCGCCAUGGUGGCCACUGUCAGCCCAGCCGCUGAUAACUAUGACGAAACCCUCUCAACCCUGAGGUAUGCAGAUCGAGCCAAGCACAUUGUCAACCAUGCUGUGGUGAAUGAGGAUCCUAAUGCGCGGAUCAUCCGAGAUCUCCGAGAAGAGGUGGAAAAGCUCCGCGAGCAGCUGACCAAGGCUGAGGCAAUGAAAUCUCCAGAGCUAAAAGACCGUCUGGAAGAAUCCGAGAAGCUCAUCCAGGAAAUGACUGUGACCUGGGAGGAGAAACUAAGGAAAACCGAGGAGAUUGCACAGGAGCGGCAGAAGCAGCUUGAGAGCCUCGGGAUAUCGCUUCAGACUUCUGGAAUCAAAGUUGGCGAUGACAAGUGCUUCCUGGUUAACCUGAAUGCUGACCCCGCUCUGAACGAACUCCUGGUGUACUACUUAAAGGAGCACACACUGAUAGGGUCAGCAAAUUCCCAGGACAUCCAGCUCUGCGGGAUGGGCAUUCUUCCUGAGCACUGUAUCAUAGACAUCAUGCCUGAAGGCCAGGUCAUGCUGACCCCUCAGAAGAACACCAGGACAUUUGUCAAUGGGUCUUCUGUCUCCAGCCCCAUCCAGCUGCACCAUGGGGACAGGAUUCUCUGGGGAAACAACCAUUUCUUCAGACUCAAUCUGCCAAAAAAGAAAAAGAAAGUCGAACGAGAUGAUGAGGAGCAUGAUGCUUUCCUGAAGAGCGACAGCAGCUGUGAACAUCUGGAUGCUGACGGGGACUCCUCCAGUGAGGUGUCCAGCGAGAUCAACUUCAACUUCGAGUAUGCGCAGAUGGAGGUGACCAUGAAGGCCCUGGGCAGCAACGAUCCAAUGCAGUCCAUAUUGAACAGCCUAGAACAACAGCAUGAGGAGGAAAAGCGAUCGGCUCUGGAGCGCCAGAGGCUCAUGUACGAACACGAGCUGGAACAGCUCCGAAGAAGGCUGUCUCCUGAGAGGCAGAACUGCCGCGGUGUGGACCGGCUCUCCUUCCACUCGCCCAGCGCCCAGCAGCGCUUGAGACAGUGGGCCGAGGAGAGAGAAGCAACUUUGAAUAACAGCUUGAUGAGGCUAAGGGAACAGAUUGUAAAGGCCAACCUACUGGUGAGAGAAGCGAGUUACAUCGCAGAGGAGCUGGAUAAAAGAACUGAGUACAAAGUUACCCUCCAGAUUCCAGCCUCCAGCCUGGAUGCCAACAGGAAGCGAGGCUCUCUCCUCAGUGAACCUGCCAUCCAGGUGAGAAGAAAAGGAAAAGGAAAGCAGAUUUGGUCUUUGGAAAAACUGGAAAACAGGCUCUUGGAUAUGAGAGACCUCUACCAGGAGUGGAAGGAAUGUGAAGAAGACAACCCGGUCACCCGGUCCUACUUCAAGCGUGCUGACCCAUUCUACGAUGAACAGGAGAAUCACAGUCUAAUUGGUGUGGCCAAUGUCUUCCUGGAGACACUGUUUUAUGACGUGAAGUUACAGUAUGCUGUGCCAAUCAUCAACCAGAAGGGAGAGGUGGCAGGCCGGCUGCAUGUGGAGGUGAUGCGACUCAGCGGGGCCAUUGGGGAGAGGAUCGUAGGAGGAGAGGAUGCUGCAGAGGUCAGCUCUGACAAGGAUGCCCAGGAGAAUAGGCUGGUCUGCAUGGUUAAAAUACUACAAGCCACAGGAUUGCCGCAACAUCUCUGCCACUUUGUGUUCUGCAAAUAUGACUUCUGGGAUCAGCAGGAGCCAGUGACUGUUGCCCCCGAAGUGGAUACCUCUUCGUCUCCCACCAGCAAGGAGCCACAGUGUAUGGUUGUGUUCGAUCAUUGCAGUGAGUUCAAUGUUAACAUCACAGAAGACUUCAUUGAGUACCUCUCAGAUGGGGCACUGGCCAUUGAAGUCUAUGGGCAUAAAAUGACUGAUCCUCGGAAAAACCCAGCCCUGUGGGAUUUGGGAAUCAUCCAAGCAAAGACAAGGAGUCUUCGGGACAGGUGGAGUGAAGUCACCAGGAAGCUGGAAUUCUGGGUUCAGAUCUUGGAACAGAAUGAGAAUGGUGAAUACUGCCCCGUGGAAGUGAUUGCUGCGAAAGAUGUCCCAACAGGAGGGGUCUUCCAACUCCGGCAGGGGCAGUCUCGGCGAGUUCAAGUUGAAGUGAAGUCCGUGCAGGAGUCAGGGACUUUACCACUGAUGGAAGAGUGCAUAUUGUCAGUUGGCAUUGGGUGUGUGAAAGUUAGACCACUCAGGUCCCCUAAGAUCCAUGAGACCUGUCAUGAGGAAGAGGAGGACAUGGACAGCUACCAGGAUAGGGAUCUAGAGAGGCUGCGUAGAAAAUGGCUCAAUGCAUUAACCAAGCGUCAAGAAUACUUGGAUCAGCAACUGCAGAAGCUCGUCAGUAAACAUGACAAAACCGAGGAUGAUGCUGAGCGAGAGGCACAGCUUCUGGAGAUGCGGCUGACGCUCACAGAGGAGAGAAAUGCAGUGAUGGUGCCCUCUGCUGGCAGUGGUAUUCCAGGGGCACCAGCAGAAUGGACCCCAGUGCCUGGAAUGGAGAACCACAUUCCUGUUAUAUUCCUUGACCUAAAUGCGGAUGAUUUCAGCUCUCAGGAUAAUCUCGAUGACCCAGAAGCCGGAUGGGAUGCUACCCUGACUGGGGAAGAGGAGGAGGAGUUCUUUGAGCUGCAGAUUGUGAAGCAAUACGAUGGUGAGGCAAAGGCAGAGGCCUCCUGGGACUCUGCAGUGCACAGCUGUCCUCAGCUCAGUAAAGGUACUCCUGCUGAUGAGCGAGUGUUCCUCAUCCUGCGAGUGACAGUCCAGCUCAGCCAUCCUGCUGACAUGCAGCUGGUCCUACGCAAGAGGAUUUGUGUCCACGUUCAUGGGCGCCAGGGCUUUGCUCAAAGUCUCCUCAAAAAGAUGUCUCAUCGGAGCUCUAUUCCUGGCUGUGGAGUGACCUUUGAGAUUGUCUCCAAUAUUCCAGAGGAUGCCCAGGGAGUAGAGGAGCGAGAGGCACUGGCAAGGAUGGCAGCUAAUGUGGAAAAUCCAGCUUCUGCCGACUCCGAGGCCUAUAUUGAGAAGUACUUGAGGAGUGUGCUGGCUGUGGAAAACCUCCUGACUUUAGAUCGCCUUCGUCAGGAAGUGGCCGUGAAGGAGCAGCUGACAGGGAAAGGGAAGCUGAACCGGAGGAGUAUUAGCUCGCCCAGCAUGCACAGGUUGUCAGGAAGCCGGCAGGAGCUUAGCCCCUCCCACAGUCUGGGCAGCAACAAGGGCCGGUGGGAAAGUCAACAGGAUGUAUCCCAAAUACUAGUUUCCAGCAGAAUAACCUCAAGUCCUCCAGCUCACCCUGUUUCUCCCCAGAACAACCAGUCUCCUGAUCCCGGACUGGGUGAGAUAGCAGCCUCCUACUUGAACCCAGUGAAGUCCCUGGUGCCACAGAUGCCAAAGCUGCUGAAGUCGCUCUUCCCUGUCCGUGACGACAGAAGAGCCAGGCAGUCAUCUCCCCUUGCACACCAGCCUGUGCCCCGAAUCUUGGUGCAGCCUACCUUCUCAGAUGCCCGGGCAACGAGGACAGAGGAGGCUCAAGGAGGCAGCCCAGUGCCUGGUGGGGCUUUGGAGUCCAUGGUGGCGAUGGCGGCCCCCGUAGUAAAGAUCUGUGACAGACCUGUCAAAGUGUCUUCCUCGCCAUCUACCAUGGUGGUUACUCAGCCCCUGGAAGGGCAAGAUGGCCCCCCCAGCCCCUUGAGUGAAGCUUCCAGUGGCUACUUUUCCCACAGCGUCUCCACUGCCACCCUGUCAGAAACGUUCACCCUUGGCCUGGACACCACAGGCCCUGGCAACCAGACAUCAGGGUCUCCCCCUGCCCUGAGUCAGGUCACCCCAGAGCCUGAGCUGGCUUUCCUCUCCUGUACAAAGAGCCAUCCACCUGCCCCGGAAGAGCCCCAAUUACUGCCUGCCACACCUUCUCAAAGCAUAGAGCUGGAGGUUCCCAGACCACCCCUUCUUUCUGAACCUACGUCUACUGUGCCCACAUCCCCAUUCAGAAUCCGGAAAGUGCGGACCUCAGAGCUUAAGUCCUUCACAGGCAUGCUGGGGGGUGCCUCCUCUGGAGCUGAGGAGGACCCACUGGCUUCAGAAGAGCUCAGCCAUGCUGGGGGACAAGCCCUGGGGAGGCUAGAAGUGACAUCUGACUCUGAGGAGGCCAGCGAAGUCCCUGAGUGGCUCAAGGAGGGAGAAUAUGUUGUUGUGGGCACCAGCAAGACCGGCAUCGUGAGGUACAUUGGACCCACUGACUUCCAGGAGGGGACAUGGAUCGGUGUGGAGCUGGACCUGCCUUCAGGAAAGAAUGAUGGCUCCAUUGGCGGGAAGCAGUAUUUUAAGUGCAACCCUGGCUAUGGGCUUCUGGUGAGACCGGGCCGAGUCCGCAGGGCUGCAGGCCCUGGGCGCAGGCGCAGUGCAGGGCUCCAGCCUCAGGGAGCCCCAGAGGCCCGCAGGAGUGCUACCAUCUCGGGCUCUGCCACCAACCUGGCCUCACUGACAGCUGCAUUGGCCAAGGGCGACAGGAGCCACAAGAACCCCGAGAACCGGAAGUCCUGGGCCAGCUGAAUUACACUCCCACUCCUGGUGAACACUAAUGGGAAGGGGGAGACCUUCUGGUACUUCCAUGGAGGACACCCCUUCUAUGGGAGCAGGGCCAUGAAUGCUUUUUGCACGAUGCAGGGAUGGUGGGCAACCUGGUUCUCCGUCCUCCCUGGGAAUCUGGAAGCUGCAUUUCUUCCUCUACUUGAUGAAGGCAGAGGCUCCUCAGCUGCGCUCCUCCAGCUGGGUGGAAGGUUCUGGGAGCCCAGAGACUUGAGGGAUGGUAGUUGGCUGGCAGGGCUGGAGUCAGGCCAGCUCCUCCCUGCCUGCUUGAAAUGGGGGGGGGGUCCCUAGCCAGGUUUGUUGGGCUCCCCUUUUCCUUAUUCUGCUGACUUUACUAAUGUCUUAAUUUAAAUAAUGACCCUAACUAGUGUCUUGCCCUCCACAGACAGGAGUUCCCUAUUGUGCCCGGGGAGCAGCCCGUACCACUCUCUGUGCACCAGAUACUUCCUCAGUCUCCCUAACCCAUGUCCAUCCUUCUGCGUGGCACACGGGGUUGCUGGGAGGCAUCUUGGCUGGUGUCCAGUCUUUACACCAGAAAGUCUUUCCUUUUGGCUAUUCAUUCCCUAACAGGAUGCUUGAACUAUAUUUAUUUAAUUUAUUCUUUUCAAAAGCUGAAAUAAUUAGUGACCCACAGCCGCUGCCUGUCCCAGCUUAUCUGCCUAGGGCCUGCCUUGCACUCACUGCCUCUGGCUGCUUGGAGCUGCAGCCUUUUGGAGGGCGGCUGCUGGAGGGGGCCAGCAGAUGAAGCCACCCUUAUGUUGCUAGACUGCAGAUACACCAUGGCCUUAUUGUCACUGGGGUGAAGGCAGGCCCAGGGGCUUGACACAGCUCAAGCCCUUAGUACCUUGUUUCAGGAAACAGCUGGAUAGUGUUUGAGUCCAUGGCAGUUCCUAAAACCUGACUACACUUGUGGGCCACCAGCUGGGUAGGCAGGCGGUGAGGGGAGAACUGCCCUCCGUUUCCCUUCCUUGGAUAUAUGCUGCAGUCAUGGUAGAACAUGACCACCUCCUCCCUGGAAUGUGUGGGGGCUGAGCAGGCAGGUCGAAGCCACCCAGUCCUGUUGUCCCAGGUUCUGCUCUGUUCUUCAGCUCAGAAUGGAAGUUAUUCUUGGCAGCUUGUUGUAAGUUUUGACCCUCAGAGUCUUUGAUUUUUCGAGACAGGGUUUCUUUGCAUAACAGUCCUGGCUAUCCUGGAACUUUGUAGAACAGGCUGGCCUCAAACUCUCUGACCCUUAAGAACCACCCCCAGAAGGCAUUUGUUGGGGAAUGGGUUUAGUGGCCCUUCAGAUCACCUCAGCCUCCCCCGGCCCUGUGGCCUCCAUGCUAGUGUUGCUGGCACUCAGUAUGGACAGUCUGUGUUGUCUGAUUAGCCCAGUAUAAACCUCACUAGAUCUGUGUGCCCAGCCCGAGCAGAGGCUGAUUCAGGGCAACAGAAGGAUGGCGGUCUCCCUGGCAGAGCCGCAGACUCUGCCUUGUGCCUGCAUGGAAGCCCCAGCAGGGGUGGGGUGUUGAGCGUUACUCUGCUCUUGUCACCAUGGGGCCUGGCUGGAGAGACCUGCCUCCGUCUCCUUCUGGAACAGCACGGAUGAGGCAGGCAUCAGGCCUCUUAACUCCUUCAGCUGGCAUUUUGGGGAUCCCCUCUAGAUGUGUGUUGCUGAGUUAGCACUGCCAGUUCUGCCUGGCUUGUUCUUGGGGCCAGCACAGUUCUCGAUUGUGUUUCAGCUAGAGGCUUUGUCCAGUCAGCGUCCACGGUGUCCCCCAGAGAGCAGUGCAGUCAUUCUCUGAAGGGGCCAGAGUCCCAGAGUACCUGCCUCUGGGGCGGCCAUGCAGUGUGUGCUAGGGAGAGCAGUUCCUGUAGGCAUAAGGCCAGUAUUGUUAUGCUGGGGGAAGGGACAUUAUGCCAUCUGUCACUUGCGGAGGUCUAAAACAGGAUGUAAAAGGACUGCUGACUUCAUCUUGUUAGCUGGGGCUCUCCAGAGCAGUGCAAGUCCUGAGUGAUCCAGCUUGACCAGCUAUUGUUGUCUGGUGGUUCUGGGACCUUCUCUCCUUCCAGCCCACUUUCCUCCCAGCUCCUUGGACCUGAGGUUCCCCAGCCCUCCCUACUCCCAGGCUGCUGAAAAGCACCAUUCCCAAAGCACCAUUCCCACGGGCCCUGCAGAACAGCCUUCAGGUGAAGUGCUCCAGCUUCCUAGGCAGCUGGCCCAAACACGGCCAGGACAGCUCCGCCCUCAAGUGGUUGGCGCUGGGGCUCAACUUUGGGGCUGUGUUUUUAAAGGCAGUCAGUCUGCCUUCACAGAAGGCUCCUUGCCCUCAUGUACCUUGGUGCUUCACUCCUUUAAUGGGAAUGAAGUUUGGGGCCUCAUGCUGGCAAGUUUAUCUUCAUGGGUGUUUCUUAUGAGCCAUCCCUGUAGCUGAGAGGAUCCUGUGUGUGUGUCUGCUAUGAGGGUGGGGAGGUGACCGCAGGAAAGCUGGAGCUUCAGGGUGGGUCUGAAGAGAUGGAGCCUAGGUCUUUGCAGGCCUGCAGGGCUUGCUGCACCGUGACCCGCAUGUCCCCUGCUGACUGGGCUGCUAUACUAGAUGAGGCCACACGGGCCAGCUGCAUCCUCGAUCUGUUACUCAAUGCUUUUCUGGAGCAGGCUAACACUAACUUGCAGCUGGAAAGUGGUGAUGUACAGGGGUCAUGGUCGCUAAAAUAGCAGGUAGUUUAGGCAGGUAGUGGGUGUGUAGUUGGGGCCCAGGACUAAGGGGCAGAGGGCCAUUGUUUCUGGGUUAUGUUUAGGGACAUGGCCCCUGAGGAGCUGCAGAGGUAUAGAUGGUAUCUCCACAUCUGUGGUCUUCCCCGACACUUCUCAUAUCUUAGAGGCCCCGUGUGGGAAGCAGGUGAGUGGCUCACACAGCAUCGACCUGCCUGCCCAAGCUGCCUGUGUAUGCGGUGUGUUGUGCAUGGAGGGUGAUUUGAAGCUUCUUGUGCCUCAAGGCCCAGGCCCCCUCAGGUCGAGACUAUAGGGCCACCUCUAGUGCCUUCCUUGGGGCCAGUGUCUAGCCUGUGCUUCCAGCCCCAGACACUACCCAAAGCAUCUUUCUCUUAUAAUCUGUGGUGCCUUCCUGGUGGGCUGUGGAUACCCACGGUGUGGGGAGAGUCAGGAACAGCACGGGUGUGUGGAUCAUAUAAAUACAAGCUCACAUGAAGUGAUGUUGAUUCCAGGAUUACAGUGAUUUGGUGCAUAUUAAAUAGGAGUUAAAAAUCCAAAGACGCUGUAAUGAAUAGUAAAGAUGAUGAUUUAUGUUGUACGAUGAACCAAACUACUGUAAUUUUGUACCAUAAAUGCCUUUCUAUCAAGUGACCAACAGCUUCUAAAUAAAGCCAGAUGGUUUCUUGCCUA